Lagopus leucura (white-tailed ptarmigan) is the source of this 2182-nucleotide messenger RNA. It is a transcript of the gene TRMT44, whose product is annotated as tRNA methyltransferase 44 homolog. Gene Ontology annotation, biological process: tRNA methylation. NCBI's taxonomy places the organism in Eukaryota, Metazoa, Chordata, Aves, Galliformes, Phasianidae. Gene Ontology annotation, molecular function: metal ion binding; tRNA (uridine) methyltransferase activity. The transcript is spliced from 11 exons. The record is from RefSeq and is a predicted model, not a curated record. The coding region runs from base 1 to 1983 and encodes 660 amino acids.
AUGGUGCUGCUGGGCACAGCGGCAGUGCGGGGCGGCGGGGCGGUGUUGCCCCGCGGCUUCUGGGCGGCGGUGCGCGUGUGGCUGGAGAAGCCGCAGGUGGCCAACAGGCGGCUGUGCGGCGCCGCCAUCGAGGCGGAGGGCGUGGUGUUUUUCUUGGAGGAUGGAGAUACGUCUCCCCAUCUCCGGAGCGGCGAGGAGCCGGUGGGGGCUGUGGAGCUGGGCCGGCUCUGGAGGGAGCUGCGCGGGGAGCUGUUGCCUUUCCUUGCGGCCGGGCCAGGUCGGGAGCUGCGUGCUGUGCUGAGGGUUCUGCUGCCCCGGGCGCGGCCCGCGGGGCUUCUCGCCCUGCCGGUGAAGGAGCUGGUGGUGCAAGAUGUUUGCAAUGGAACUGCAACCUUUCUGCCUUUGGAGGAAAACAGCGAAGGAAAAUACCAAAUUAAAAAGUGCAAUAUAUAUCAAAUUCAAUUUACACACAUAAGAGAUGAGGAAUGGUCUGUGUCUAUUAUAGCUCCAUCGUCAAAAGAUUGGUUUUCAGAUGGGAUAACAUACCCCAAACUAUCAUGGCUUGGAGAUGUACUUUUGUCCAAACUGGCUAAGUGGUCUGUGGAGCAAAAAUGCAGUGAGUUCAGAAGUACGCUGUCACUCAUUCCUGUAGCAAAAUACAGCAAGGUUUAUCAAGACCUUAAAGAAAAAUACAAGGAAAUGGUAAAGGUAUGGCCUGAAGUGACGGAUCCUGAGAAGUUUGUUUAUGAAGAUGUUGCCAUUGCCACUUAUUUGCUGGUUCUCUGGGAAGAAGAGAGAAAGGAAAAAGGAUUUGCCAAGAAACAGUCAUUUGUAGAUCUGGGAUGUGGAAAUGGUCUACUGGUGCAUAUUCUUAGCAAUGAAGGGCACUUAGGUCGAGGAAUUGACGUGAGGAGAAGAAAAAUAUGGGACAUGUAUGGACCAGAAACUCAUUUAGAGGAAUCUUCUAUCGUGCCAGGUGACAGUCAUCUCUUUCCAGAUACUGACUGGCUGAUAGGAAACCAUUCAGAUGAAUUAACACCAUGGAUACCUGUAAUUGCUGCCAGGUCUUCCUAUUUGUGUAGGUACUUUGUGCUGCCAUGUUGCUUCUUUGAUUUCCAUGGAAAAUACAGCCGAAGACAAAGCAAGAAGACUCAGUACAGAGAAUAUCUUGAUUUUGUUGCUGAAGUGGGACGUGUCUGUGGUUUUCAUGUGGAAGAAGAUUGCCUUAGAAUUCCAUCAACAAAAAGGGUGUGCCUUAUUGGAAAAAACAGGAUCUAUCCACUUAAAGAACAUUCUUUGAUGGGUGAGAAGAUAAAGCAGUUUAUUUGUAAUCGUCAGACCUGUGCUGUGGUUGCACGUGACAAAGAAGAUGGGUUUAAUCAUAACGAUCACUCUGUGUGCAGAGGAGCAAGCUCAGAACUCCCUGAAAAUGUGAUGGAGACUGCUAGUGGAAUUUGGAUGCCUGGAUUUCAACCCAGAGAAAAAAUAGAACAAACCAGAAAUUGUGCUGCCCUCCCUCGGGAUUUUGUAGAUGGUGUUGUUCUGAAUGUGGCAAACUUGCUGUUAAAUGCUGUCCCUGCAGGAUCAUGUUCUAAUACGCGUGGUAGAAAUAACAAUACCUGGAAUCAAGGAGAAAGCCUUUCCUUGAAAGAAGUAGCAGAACAUUUAAAUAAGGAGACUUUAAAGAGACUGAAAAGUGAAUAUGGAGGCCUGCAAACACUGCUCAAGAACAAUCAUCAAGUAUUUGAAGUGCUAGAUGGGAGAGUUCAUAUUCGUGACUGGAGGAAAGAGAAGCCAUCAAGGAAAACUAAGCCUGAAGUAAAACGAUGCCUUUCAGCUGAAGCAUUUAAAACACGUCUCUGUUGGUUUUUCAUUCAUCAUCCUGACGGUUGUUCUUUGCCUUCUGAAUCUUGUCCAUAUGCUCAUGGGACUGAGGAGCUAAGACAGUCUGAGACUAUUAAAAAGAAAAAACAAAUACAAUGAUAAAAUGCUGCCACUUAUGUUGAAGCUUGUGUACAGGAGUGUAUUUGACUGACUUUGGGACUGAUUAGUGCAUGAGAACCUGCAAAAUUUGGAGGUUUCUCUUCUUGUUCCAAUCUAUUUUAUUCUUCUAGUUAGUUUGCAAGUUCUCCUAUAUUUUAGUUUCUGUAACAUUUAUAUGAAAAGAUUAUAGUAAAAUGUC